AUGGCUUCUAUAGCAGAGAACGGAGUAGAGCAUCCUUCGGGCCAACUCAUAGUGCAUGCUAUCGAAGAGAAGGCGACAUGGAUACCAAACAACAUGUUCAUGAGAUACGCGUUGGAAGACUGGGAGCAGGAUGGUUACAAAACAAUUACGUGGAAGCAGUAUGCCAACGCCAUCGACAAGAUGGCUUUUUGGUUUGACGAACAGCUCGAAAAGGUGGUAGAUCGCGAAACGGUUGCUUACUUUGGGCCGAACGAUCCCCGAUAUGCCAUCCUGGUACCAGCGAUUGCUAAAAAUGGACGCAAGUUGCUGGUUCCAGAUGGCCGUGUGACCAACGAGGGGCUGGCGGGGUUGGUGGCGUUGACCAACUGCAAAGUUUGGCUCUAUGCAACGGACAAUGCUGCAGGACCAUUGGUUAAACCGGAGUCGAGCUUGAAAUUAUGUGCAGUGCCGUCAUUGGAGUGGAUGCUCGACAAUGAAGGGCAGGAGCGCUACCCAUAUGAGACAACCUUUGAAAGGGCCAAGUGGGAUGAGAUAGUCAUCAUCCAUACAUCCGGUACUACUGGCGAUCCUAAACCCAUCUUUCAUACCAACGGGAUGUGGUCCGCGCUGAGAAACGUACCCAUACUGAGCCGAAGACACUGGCCUCGGGGCAUCGUGUAUGAAAGCUGGAUCGGAAAGACAGCUCUCAAUCCUUGUCCACCGCAAUGGGUUGCCGGCCUGCAUGCGAUGAUCAUGGCGCCAGUGUUUCUCGAUGCUCCAUGUGUGAUGAUGCCCAGAGGCGAAGUUACCCUGACUCCCGCCCUGUUCAAGAAGAUUACCUCGAUGAACAAGAUCGAUGGCAUGAAGUGUCCACCUUUUACUAUUGCCGGCCUCUACGAAGAUCCAGCAACCAGAGAGAUUUUGAAAUCGCUGGAGUUCGUCGUGUACAUGGGCGCACCCUUGGACCGAGCGAUUGGGGACGACCUCUGUCAGCAUACGCGAUUAAGCCCAGUCAUCGGAUCUACAGAGACUGGAGACCAGAUCGAUCUACGACCAGCGGACAGGAGCCUUUGGUACACGCACGACUUCGUUCCGGAGAAUGGUCAUAAGAUGGUGCCUUUUGAUACGGACAAUCUUCACGAGCUUAUCCUCGAGAAUGCUGAGGAUGGUCGUACCAACCCUUUCCAGCUAGCUUUCUGGAACUCAGGACAUCGGUACUUGAAGCGUAUUGAAACUAAGGAGCUGUACCGACCUGUCAAAGACUCUGACGGUCGCACACGAUGGGCAUUCUCUGCUCGCAAAGAUGACUUGACGAAGUUGGACUGGCUGGCGAAGUUCCAUGCCCAGGACAUUGAGAGCCGGAUUCUACAACACAAGGAGGUGCAGAACGUGGUGGUGGGUGGGGAGGGUCGUCCUACGCCGUACGUUAUUGUGCAAGUAAAGGAGGGAGCAUUGGAUGAGAAGAGCGAGGCGCGGCUGCUUGAUGAGCUGUAUGACAGCGUAAUUGCUGGCGCCAACAAGGACGAUAUCGACGAAAUCAGGAUUCCAAGGGAGACGGUUAUGGCCGCGACGAAAGAGAAACCACUCAAGGUUAAUCUCAAGCAAGUGGUGCAGAGGAGAGCUAUUGAACAAGACUACCUGGAGGAAAUUGAGCAAGCAUAUCUGCAGUUAGAGAGAGCCAGAGGGACCUAUACAAGCGAUCUUACAAGCAUAAUGUCCUACUCCAAGCGCAUCGACCAGAUUGAAGGCCAUCUCAACUACCCCAAGGGUAUGUUGGCUGGCCAAACUGCCAUCAUUACAGGUUCUGGACAGGGAAUUGGCGCUGAGGCUGCAAAGCUGUUUGCGAAAGAGGGUGCGAAGGUUGUAGUUGCUGAUGUAGAUGCUAAGAAAGCGGGCUCUGUAGCCGCAGAGAUCAACGAAUCUGGUGGCAGCGCCAUAGCUGUGGCAGGCGACGUGCUCGACGAUGCCUACGUCAAGAAGCUCAUCUCUGAAGCCGCUGAGUUUGGAGGCGGCAAGAUCCACAUCAUUGUGAACAAUGCCGGCUACACAUGGGACGGUGUGAUCCACAAGAUGACGGACAAGCAAUGGCACACUAUUGUCGACCUGCACGCGACAGCGCCGUUCAAGAUUGUGAGGGCUGCAGCACCGUACUUCAGGGUCAAGGACGGCGAGCCUAGGAACAUCAUCAACAUCUCAAGCACAAGUGGUGUAAAUGGCAACGCGGGACAGAUCAACUACGCGCUGGCCAAGGCAGGUGUUACUGGUAUGACCAAGACAAUUGCCAAAGAAUGGGGCCCUCAAUUCGGCGUGCGCGCAAACACGGUUGCUUUCGGUCAUAUUCAGACGCGCUUGACGGCGGCGAAGGAGGCUGGCGCCUUCAUCACAACACCCGACGGCGAGAAGGUAGCGCUGGGUAUACCACAGGCACAGAAGGCGGGUGCUGGUCAGGGCCAGGAGCACAUGGACAUUCCGCUGAGGAGACCUGGUACAGCGACCGAGGCGGCGAGUGCCGUGUUGGCCGUGGCGAGUCCGCUGUUCAGCUAUGUGAACGGAGAGACGAUCAAGCUCGCCAUGAGCGACGAGAAGCAUGGCUACGUCCGCGAGCCAUCACCACCGCCCAUCCCCACAUACGACGAGGCAACCUCGUCGCGCAAUGCCCCUGCGCGCCUGGGACCCAACGAGACCAGCGACGAUGCCGAGCGGCAAGGCCUGCUAAGCCCGCAUGUCCGCGUCCAGUCGGAUCCGCGCAGGCGCAAUGGAUACUACCAGGCUCCUUCAGUGCAGUCGGUAGACGACGAUGGCGACUCGGAUCUCGGGAGUCCGGUGCGGGAGAGCCAGGACGAGGACCUGCGCCAGACCAUGGAGGAGAUGGAUAUCCUGGACCCAGAGGCCGUCGAAGAAGGACGGGCGAGGCGGAACAGAUCACGAGGGAGGUUCUCGAAACGCUUCUACAGUAUCAGACAUUCACUUUCCAGUUGGAACCUGCCCCGGAUACCCUGGCCGAGCUGGCGUCCCAACUUCAGCGCCGUGACGGACCAUAUACCCACCAUACCAGAAGAGUACAAGCCAGGAUGGUCCAUCAUUGCCCGACUGUUCGGUCUCAUCUUGAUCAUAAUCCUCGUCUACUUUCUCGUCGUCAGCGAGGUGGUGCCCAUGGGCGGUGGAUUCGGCACCCCAUUCAACCCCGAAUGGGUACGGUCCACGGCCAUGGGGAGCGUCGAGAGCUGGAGAAUUGAGAAGAAUCUCGAGUACAUCACAAGCUACGACCACAUAGGCGGAACCGAGGGAAGUUACGUGCUGGGCCAGUGGAUCGAAGGCAAAUUCAAGGACGCACACAUGGAUACAUAUACCCAUGAUGAAUACUACGUAUACAUGAACUAUGCGACCAAGGGCGGCCGGAAAGUCGCCAUCGUGGAUCCACCGGACAAGAAAUGGGAAGCCAAACUCGAAGAACCGUCCGUCUUCAAUCCAGCCAAAGCCCAGACGCCCGCCUACCACGCUCUGUCCGCGAGCGGGAACGCUACCGGACCUCUGAUAUACGUCAACUACUGCGACAAGAAAGACUUCAAGCGGUUAUGGGAUAGCGAGGUGGACGUGCAAGGUGCAAUCGUGCUUUGCCGAUACUACGGCACACAACCCGACCUAGCCAUCAAAGUCAAAUAUGCCCAAGACGCUGGAGUCGCCGGUGUCUUGGUAUACUCGGAUCCAGCAGACGACGGCUUCAAAAAGGGAAAUCCCUGGCCGGAUGGCAAAUGGCGACCUGGUGACAGCGUGCAACGAGGCUCGGUUGCACAGACAAACAUGAUCAUGGGAGAUGUUCUUACGCCUGGACGGCCGAGUGUGAAGAAGGUGGAGCGUAUGCCGCGCGACAAGAACCCAGCAUUACCCAAGAUCCCAAGUCUACCACUUUCCUGGAAGGAUGCGCAGAAACUCCUCAAGUCGCUCAAAGGUUCAGGCGAGGAGCUGCCGGAUGAGUGGGUCGGCGGUGUGCCGGAUGUUGGCGACAAAUGGUUCUCUGGUCAUCCAAAGACUUCUCCAAAGGUGUUCCUGCAAAACGACCAGGAUGAGGUCGAACAACAGCGCAUCACCAACGUUUUCGGAUCUCUCAAGGGCAGCGAAGAUCCCGCUAGCAAGAUCGUAAUCGGAAACCACCGCGACUCCUGGUGCUUCGGUGCAGCAGACCCGGGCUCUGGCACGGCUGUUAUGCUCGAAGUCGUUCGUGUGCUAGGCGAGUUGCGUACUCAAGGGUGGCGACCCCUCCGCACUAUCGAGUUUGCUUCCUGGGACGCUGGUGAAUAUAACAGAAUCGGCUCCACAGAGCACGUUGAAGCCAACGUCCAAGCCCUUCGCGAUAGCGCUAUUGCCUAUCUCAAUGUCGAUGUGGGCGUGACAGGUGACAAACUCUGGGCAAACGGCUCCCCCAUCUUCCAACAUGCCUGGACGCGCGUGCUCGACCGACUGUCCGAUCCCCACGAAAACAAGACUCUAAAAGAACUCUGGGAGACCUCAGACUCCAAGAUCGGCAAUCUAGGGGCCGGAAGUGAUUACGUCGCCUUCCAGUCCAUCGUCGGUACCUCCUCGCUCGAUUUCGGCUUCACAACUAAACAAGGCCAAUCGAAUCCCAUCGCGCGCAGCUGCUACGAGACGCUCUCCUGGAUGCGCAAAUACAUCGACCCCUCCUUCUCCUACCAUGCGCUGCUCACGCAACUCUGGGUUCUCCUUAUCCUCGAGCUUGCCCAAGAGCCCAUCAUCCCUAUGAAGAUUGACGAUUAUGCCCGCUCUUUGCAAGAAGAGGGCCAAAAGCUGUUGGACUGGACUGAGAAGGUGAGCGGUGGUGGAGAGUACGACAUUGAGAUUUUCCAGCCUCUGGUAGACAGCCUUAGUAUGUUCAAGAAGAAGGCAGAGGCGUUUGGGCGUUGGGAACAAACUUGGUAUAACCAAGUCUACGCGACUGGUGGCUUUGAGAGCAGUGGUGUCACUAUACAAAGAGUCGCACACAACGGAAGAAUUGCGGGUUUUGAGACCGACUUGCUUGAUCUUGCAAGGGGCAAAGAUGACAAAGGGCCUCAUGGUCUCCCCAAUCGCGACCAAUACAAACAUGUCAUCUUCGCCCCCGAUCUUAACAACGGCCUGGAAGCCAGCGUCUUCCCUUUUGCACGCGAGGCAAUCGAGAAGAAAGACUGGGACGCCGCUGCCAAAGCGAUCAAAAAGACGGCUGAUAUAUUGAACCGCGCGAGCGACAGGCUCGGCUGA
This is a messenger RNA of Alternaria burnsii, 5232 nucleotides long. Its product is annotated as n-acetylated-alpha-linked acidic dipeptidase 2. The transcript has 9 exons. NCBI's taxonomy places the organism in Eukaryota, Fungi, Ascomycota, Dothideomycetes, Pleosporales, Pleosporaceae. Gene Ontology annotation, molecular function: carboxypeptidase activity. The record is from RefSeq and is a predicted model, not a curated record. The coding region runs from base 1 to 5232 and encodes 1743 amino acids.